CCGGAAGUACUAUUUUCUUGUUGCUGACGGGUGCCAAUUUAACUUGCAUUGUGCCUUAGGCUUGUUAUCAACACGUUUCAGUCAUGGACACAUUUGGAGACGAAUUUAAUAAGUAUCGUUCGCCGCUGGUGUCACGAUAUGCCAGCAAGGAAAUGGCCUAUAAUUUCAGUGACAGGAAGAAAUUCACAACAUGGAGAAAACUGUGGAUCUACUUGGCCAAAGCUGAAAAGGCUCUUGGCCUGCCCGUCACCGAAGCCCAGGUGGCAGAGAUGGAGAGCCACGCUGAGGACAUCGACUUUGCCAUGGCGGCAGAGGAGGAGAGAAAGCUGAGGCACGACGUCAUGGCCCACGUGCACACCUUCGCCCACUGCUGCCCCACCGCUGCUCCCAUCAUCCACCUGGGCGCCACUUCCUGUUACGUGGGAGACAACACAGAUUUGAUCGUGCUUCGUGACGGUUUUGACAUUCUCCUGCCGAAGUUGGCCAGAGUGAUCGACAGACUAUCAAACUUUGCUGAAAAAUAUGCUGGUCUCCCAACCCUGGGUUUCACACAUUACCAGCCGGCCCAGUUGACCACAGUGGGUAAGAGAGCAUGUCUGUGGCUCCAGGACCUUGUCAUGGACAUGCGGAACCUUCAACGCGGCCGCGAAGACCUGCGUUUCCGUGGGGUGAAGGGUACUACGGGCACCCAGGCCAGCUUCCUGCAGCUCUUCCAGGGGGACCAUGAUAAGGUGGAGGAUCUGGACAGAAUGGUCACCGAGAUGGCAGGCUUCAAAAAGGCCUACAUGGUGACCGGACAGACGUACAGUCGUAAGGUGGACAUCGACUCCCUCUCUCACCUGGCCAGCAUGGGAGCCACCAUCCACAAGAUCUGCACUGACAUCCGCCUGCUGGCUAACCUUAAAGAGAUUGAGGAGCCUUUUGAAAAGGAGCAGAUCGGCUCCAGUGCCAUGCCCUACAAGAGGAACCCGAUGCGUUGUGAGCGUUGCUGUAGUCUGGCCCGCCACCUGAUAGCGCUGCUCGCUGACCCCCUCCAGACCGCCUCGGUCCAGUGGUUGGAAAGAACACUGGACGACAGUGCCAACAGGAGAAUCUCUCUCCCUGAGUCUUUCCUUACCGCUGACAUCAUCCUCAGCACCCUGCAGAACAUCACUGAAGGCCUGGUGGUCUACCCCAAGGUGAUAGAGAGACACAUCCGUCAUGAGCUUCCCUUCAUGGCUACAGAGAACAUCAUCAUGGCUAUGGUGAAGGCUGGAGGCAACAGACAGGACUGCCAUGAGAAGAUCCGUGUGUUGUCCCAGCAGGCUGCAACCGUGGUGAAACAGGAGGGGGGGGACAAUGACCUCUUGGCCAGGGUCCAGGCUGACCCCUACUUCGCCCCUAUCCUGGGCCAUCUAGACAACAUCUUGGACCCCAAGACCUUCAUCGGCCGCGCCCCCCAACAGGUGGCGAGGUUUCUCUCUGAGGAGGUACGCCCUCUGCUGGAACCUUACAAGGCCCAGAUUGACAUCAAGAUCGAGCUGGAGCUCUAAAACCGGAGACACUCCUGACCUGUAAAACGACUAACCAAAAUCUAAAACUGACCCUUAUCUUAAUCCGAACCUAAUUUAAACCAAUUCUGAAAUUGUUAUAUUGUUUUGCAGGUCAGGAGUGGCCUUUUUACUAGAACACGAACACAUACUGUUACACACUAAAAUAAACCUCAUCGUGACAGACAUAUUGCACGCUGUGCUGUAAGACAAAAAAAUACACUCAAUUCAAAAGUCGGUGAGUUUGUAAUGAUGUAAUGCUAAACUAGCAGGGUUAGAACGUAUACAUAUGAAACCUCCGAAAUAUUUCAGGGCCUACGUCUAUGUUUUCCUAAAUUAAUGUAUGAUUCACUAAGUAAAACAUCAACAUGGUUGUUAAUGAUAUACCUUGUUACCUAUUUGAGGCACAGUAAACCUCUGGAGACUAAAGGACCCAGCUUCCUCUUCAAAUGGUUGAGGGCAAAGGUCCUGUGUCCCACCAGUCUUUAUUACCAAGAGCGACAUCAUAUCAAGCUGAUAAUAUUGGUGCAGUGGAACCAUUAUUACACUCAUUUAUUGCUUUGUGUUUAUGACUUAUCUAAUGCUCAACAGUAGACGCCCUGUUACAGCUUUCAGUCUAGAGAGAAAGAGUGUAUCAAGUCCUUCUCUGUUGUUUGAUAUACUUUUCAUUUCACUGUUUGUGGAUGUACAAUAGGAUUUAUGACAGUUUAUAUUUAGAAAAUAGGUACCUGAAAUUGAAAGAAUAGGGUAAUGUGAGAGUGAGGCGUGCAGAGGAAGCCCACAGUUUGUGCAGUAUGUUACUGGGAGGAACUAGUGCAAGCAAGUAGUUGUAAAUCUAAAAAUUGUUGGCCACACUGUUACCGUAAUGUCUUGCAUAGCAAACCCCUUCAAAAAUGCACCAAAAAUUUUUUUUGAUGCUUCUAAGUAGAAUAGUUACACAAUCUAAAAAAUAAUAAUAGAUUUAUUUUAUAUAGCGCUUUUCAUUACAAAGAUAAUUUUCAAAGACCCUUUCAAAAAAAUAAUACAUUUAGGUUUCUGGCAGUGGCAAGUGAUUGUGUUCCACAGCUGACAGGAUGUUGAGGCAGUUCAGAAAGGCAGUGGUAGUGGAGGGAGAAGUGUCAGUCAGAGACUGUAGAUGGGCCCUGAGCUCUUUCUCGGGCACCUUUACCAUAUCCUCCACAAUGUUUAUUUAAUCUACAGAUAUACACUUAACACACAUGAACAGAAAAACUCCCAUCAAGUACAGUAUUACAAAGGAAAGUCACUUAUUUUUUUCUAAGCCCAAAUUCCCCAGUUCCACUCACAUGGGCAUGAUCCGAUGCUCAGACAUGCGCUAUGUCCUUAACCUUUUAUUCAUGGUGAUAUGUGGCAAAUGAUAACACUGUCGUCGUCAAAAUCACAAUCACUGUCAGGUCACAUCUUCACACCUCAAUCAAUACUGUCAUCAUCCUCAUAACAAUCUUCAUCACCAUCAUUAUUAUUAUAAUAAAAAUAUAAAAUAUCUAAGGCCUGGGGCGUUAUAUUUCUUAAUCCGGCCCUAACCCAAUGUAAUAACUGUACCAUACAACCUUCUCUCUGGUCAAGCGAGUGAGGGAAUAACGUUCUACUGGUGUUAUUACGGUAUAUUGACAGUGAAGGCCAAGGGGGGAGAGGCAUUUCGAAUUGAGUUAGAGGAGAAAAAGUCAAGCGCUUGUUUCAGCUUUGCCUCCCAACUGUACAUCUAAGAAAACCUCUGUGAGUUUAAACCACUUUUUAUCAAAAUUCUCUUUCUCUGACAGUUAAAUAUUAUUCUCUUAUAGGUUACUAUGACAUCUGGUCUUAGAGCUUGCAGGAAAGGCAUUUCACUGUACUUGUGCAUGUGACAUUAAAACUAAAAUGUGUGUCUGUCA
This is a messenger RNA of Coregonus clupeaformis (lake whitefish), 3418 nucleotides long. RefSeq names its product adenylosuccinate lyase (gene adsl). The record is from RefSeq and is a predicted model, not a curated record. NCBI's taxonomy places the organism in Eukaryota, Metazoa, Chordata, Actinopteri, Salmoniformes, Salmonidae. Gene Ontology annotation, cellular component: cytosol. Gene Ontology annotation, molecular function: N6-(1,2-dicarboxyethyl)AMP AMP-lyase (fumarate-forming) activity; (S)-2-(5-amino-1-(5-phospho-D-ribosyl)imidazole-4-carboxamido) succinate lyase (fumarate-forming) activity. Gene Ontology annotation, biological process: 'de novo' AMP biosynthetic process. The coding region runs from base 84 to 1532 and encodes 482 amino acids. The transcript is spliced from 11 exons.